Messenger RNA from Uloborus diversus, 2298 nucleotides. RefSeq lists its product as uncharacterized. Bases 1 to 2298 code for a protein of 765 amino acids. Lineage: Eukaryota; Metazoa; Arthropoda; Arachnida; Araneae; Uloboridae. Gene Ontology annotation, biological process: DNA integration. The record is from RefSeq and is a predicted model, not a curated record. The transcript has 2 exons. Gene Ontology annotation, molecular function: nucleic acid binding.
AUGAGUGCAGUGAAUUCGGACAAUAAACAAAUCUCUAGUACCCUCUCUAUUGAAGCUGAAUCUUUUACUCCAGGAAAAAUGUGCAAUUCUGAUGAAAGUAAAAAUAACGCUAGGCUUUCCGGUGAACUUCCUAGCAUCUACACAGGUACUACUUCUCUUCAAGUGGAAGAAAGAGUAUCUAGGGGUGAAAAUAAAGAAGUAUUACUAUGUACAGUUCUUAUCAAGGCUUUAGAUUCUUCUGGGAGGUUUCAGUUAUGUCGUGCCUUAUUAGACCCUGGUAGUCAAGCUAAUUUUAUUACUGAAGAUUGUGUUAAUCGACUUGGAUUAGGUAGAAAAAAGGCAAACAUAGCGGUGUCAUGCCUUGGCGCUACUGCCGCUCGUACUAAUGGUCUUGUAGACUUGGAGUUUUCUCCGCAUUUCGAUUCUAAGCUAAAGCUUAAAAGUUCAGCAUUUGUAAUGAAUAAAAUUGUGGGAAAUCUACCGCACACAUCAAUUGAUGUUAGAAUUCAAGAAGCCUUCAAGGAUCUAGUACUCGCAGACCCCUCUUUUCAUAAGUCAGCUCGAAUUGACAUUUUGCUUGGUAUAGAUAUUUUCCUUCAAGUGUUAAAAGGUGAAAUUAGCAACGGAGGUGAUGGUUAUCCCUCAGCAGUUCGUUCUUCUUUUGGCUGGAUCAUUUCAGGAUCUGUCAAUUUAUUUAGGGAUAAUGUUCCACUUGUGUUAAAUAAUAUAGAUAUUGAUACUAAUGAACUUAUUUCUAAGUUUUGGGAGUUGGACUCGGUGCCAUCUGUUAGUUUUCUAUCAAGUGCUGAGAAGGCUUGUGAGGAACAUUUCAAAAAUACUCAUUCUAGGGCUGAAGAUGGAAAAUACAUAGUAAAAUUGCCUUUCCACACCUCUCCAACAGAAUUAGGUGAAUCUAGACAGCAUGCUUUACGCAGGUUGAAUGCAGUUGAACGUUCCUUAAGCUCAAACCCGGCAAAAUAUAAACAGUACCAGGAUUUUAUGAAGGAAUAUCUUGAACUGAAACACAUGGAACCAGUUCCCGAAACUGAUUAUGCAAAGAGUGAAGCAUAUUACAUUCCUCAUUUUCCAGUUUUGAGAGAGUCUAGUACAACAACGAAAUUGAGGGUGGUGUUUGAUGCAUCGUCCAAAUCAUCAUCAGGAUACUCCCUAAAUGAUCUAUUGAUGUUGGGCCCACGCUUGCAGUUGGAAUUGUAUCCCAUUCUACUUCGAUUCAGAACAUUUCCAGUUGCAGUCUGUGCCGAUGUGGAGAAAAUGUUUCGACAAAUAAGGGUACAUCCUGAAGACGUAGAUUGGCAGAGAAUUUUGUGGAGAAGUAAUUUAGAAGAACCGGUAAAAGAAUACAGAUUGCUCACGGUAACGUAUGGAACUGCAAGUGCGCCAUUUCUCUCCACGAGAACAAUACAUCAGCUUGCCUUAGACGAGAAGGAUAGCUAUCCCCUUGCUUCAAACGCUACAUUGAAUCAUUUUUACGUUGAUGACCUUUUAAGUGGUGCGUCAUCGGAAGAAGAAGCAUCUGAGCUUGUGAAGCAGUUAAAGACUAUGAUGGCAAAGGGAGGAUUUAAUCUUCGUAAGUGGAAAUCUAAUAACACCAACGUGAUUAAAGAAUUCCUAGAUGAAGAAGAGGCUGCAAACUUAGAAACUGAAGUUAAGGUUCUUGAAGUGCAAGAUUUCAGUUCAAUGAAAGGAAUAGAAUGGUCCUUCAUUCCUCCAUAUGCACCUCAUUUCGGAGGACUGUGGGAAGCUGCUAUUAAAAGUACUAAACAAUUGCUAGUGAAAGUGUCCGGUUCUGCGCUUCUCAACUUUGAGGAGUUUUACACGCUCCUUCUUCAAAUAGAGGCCUGCCUCAACUCCAGACCUCUUACCGCAUUAUCAUCCGACCCAUCAGACCUCAGUGCCCUGACUCCAGCUCAUUUUCUUGUUGGGGGUCCCAUUCACCAAUUUCCUGAGCCAAGUACUUCAUCUAGAGCUUCUUCUCUCUCUGAGAGAUGGAAGCUCAUUCAGAGACUUCGCCUGGAUUUCUGGAACCGCUGGUCAAGAGAUUAUCUUCAUACUCUUCAACCUCGCUCCAAGUGGUGGAAGGAGCAGCCAAAUUUGAAGGUUGGGGACAUUGUUCUAGUUCACAGAGAAAAUGCCGCGCCACUAGAGUGGACUCUUGGUCGGAUUGUUGAACUUUUUCCCGGAACUGAUGGAAGCGUCCGAGUAGUGACUGUGUAUACUAAAUACGGACAUUUUAAAAGAGGCAUAAAUAAGGUUUAUUUACUUCCAAUUUCAACUUAA